Molecule: messenger RNA, 876 nt
Organism: Chionomys nivalis (European snow vole)
Lineage: Eukaryota; Metazoa; Chordata; Mammalia; Rodentia; Cricetidae
Product: tripartite motif-containing protein 43-like
Exons: 5
Coding region: 1-876 (291 amino acids)
Molecular function (GO): zinc ion binding
Source: RefSeq, a predicted model, not a curated record
AUGGAGUCACGCUUCUCACAAGCCUUCGCUGAAGAACUCAACUGCUUCAUCUGCAUGAGCUACCUUACAGACCCAGUCACCAUAAGCUGUGGCCACAGCUUCUGUCGAGCCUGCCUCCAUCUUUCCUGGGAAGACAGCCUGCUCCCUGUCCAAUGCCCUAUGUGUAGGGAACCAUCCCUGCAGAAGGACUUCAGAACCAACAUUGUUCUGAAGAAGCUGGUGUCCAUUGCCAGACAAGCCAGCCUCAUGAAAUACCUGAGCUCUGAGGAGCAACAGUGUGUGACCCACAAGGAGACCAAGGGGAUCUUCUGUAUGGAGAACAGGAUCUACCUCUGUCAACUUUGCUCUGACUCAUAUGAGCACAGAAGUCACAGACACUCUCCCAUUGAAGCAGCUGCUGAGGGUGAAAUGGAGAGACUUCUAAAACAAAUGACAUCUUUAUGGGAGCAGAUCCAAGAAAUUCAAGAGAAUGUAGAGGCAGAGAGCAGAAUCAAAAUUUUGUUUACAGACUACCUGCUUAUGAGGGAAGACAUGAUCAGGAUGGAGUAUAGGAAAUGGCGUGCAGUCCUCUAUGAAGAGGAAGAGAAAUACAUUGAGCACAUGAAAAAUGAAGGCAAUCGUGUUUUAGAGAAACUCAGAGAAAAUGAAGCCAUGAUGAUCCAAAAGAGAAAACAACUAAGAGAAAUGUUUCAGGACCUCAUGGCGAUGUCCCAGGAGCCAUAUGUGAUACUACUCCAGGGUUUGGAUGACAUAUUCAGAAGAAGUGAGUCAAUGCAGUUGAGCAUUCCCCAAAGUUUGAAACCAGAACUCUCUGCCUUCCCCAUGAUUGGACUCACUGAAAGAUUCAAGUCCUUCAAAGGUGAGUGUGAGCAGUGA